ACGUAUAAAUGACACGCGAUAAAUCAUUUCUGACAUUCAUAAAACAUGCUUAUUGUACAUCACUUAUACUGACUCGUACUCCAGAUACAUUUAAGUAGUUUGUGUGUAUUUUAUAAUAUAAUUUCGAAGCAGGGUAAAGGAUUAUGUUGAACGAUUUGUUUGUAGUUCUUUUGAAAUCAGAAGUAUGAGAAAAGUGAAAUGUGUGACUGACGAAGAAAUGAAAACAUGAUCACACGUGGAUACAAUAUAAAACUACAAACAAAUCACUGGGACAUCGUUGGAUAAAAGUGAUAUUCCAUAAAUUGUUGGCCGAUCAGACUGGUAAGACAGUACCUGAACUGUGAUAAAGACUUAAUAACUUCAUUUUUGAUUUAUGACUUUAGAUUAUUUAGAUACAACAGGCGGCAUCGUAGCACUACACAAGCACCAGUGAUUGAUUGUCAACUUAUAAUUAAAUACUAUGAACUGGGUUAACUAAUCUAAUCUAAAGUCAUUAAUUAAUACAGCAAGACUGAAUUAAAGGAAAUUCGUCAACACGGAAUUACCUUGAAGUGGAGCAGGAAAAUCUGAUAUUGUUAGAAAUCGGCAGACACAUUUUUGACUAAAGGAAAGAUGGCACACUGUAAUAUGUAUGAUAAAGUAUUGGAAGUAUUACGUCAACCCACAGCGGAUCGAAAGGAUUUCGAAAUCAACUCAGUCCUUCCCUGGUUUAGGAAGAAAUCUGAUCUGUUCUCAAAGCUAAAAACAGGAUUUCUCGUUGAUAUUAUAAAGUGUUGCAGCCUGGAGACGAGAGAGAGGGAUGAUAUACUUAUAAAACAAGGCGACAGAGGUGACUGCUUCUACAUAUGCCUGAGUGGUAAGGUGACGAUAUACAUCAAUUAUGCGAACAAAGAAGAGAAACAACAACGUGCAACAGAUGAUGCUGAUGGAGAAGAAGACACAAAAAUUGUUACACAACAUCCAAAAAAGGUCACAGACAGAUCUAAACUUGGAACAUUUGUCAUAACUCUAGGUGCUGGGGCGACAUUUGGAGAAGUUGCCCUCAUCACGGAAGACAGCGUCAGAACAGCAAGUAUCGUAUGCGAUGAACAUACUGACGUCAUCGUUAUAGACCGGAAUCUCUAUAACAGAUCUGUGAAAUAUGUUCUAGAAAAGGAAUUCGAAGAAAAAACUAAUUUUAUCAAAUCGAAUCCUUUCUUUCAAAACUGGGCACCGAAGUAUAAGAAACAGUUGGCUAUGGCUUUUGAAACGAUCAAGUUUCCAUACGAGUCUGCCAUAAUUAAACAGGGUAACCACGUUGAUGCCAUCUAUUUUAUUCUAAGAGGUGAAGUAAAGAUGGUAGUUGAUACAACCAUGCACCAUGUACAAUAUCCCAAGCUAUGUCCUCAUGAGGACGCAGCUCUGGACACUCACAAUGGCACGUCGCCUGGGUCUCCGUCCAUCCACAGGCGGGUAAUGUCGGGUGAGUCAACAGGUUCAGACUCUCCCAACCUCUCCAUAUACAGACGAAAGAUUGGCAAGAAACCAUUAGUCGAUGUUUGUUACCUUGGUGUAAAUGAAUGCAUUGGAGACACAGAGGUACUAUUAGAAAUGCCCACAUUCUUCCACAGUGCAAUAUGUACGCAGGAAACCGAGGUGCUAAUGCUGGAGACAAAACAUUACGAGCGUCUCCUGGUGAAACGUAAUCCACAGGCCAUAACUGCUAUGACAGAUAGCCUCGAGUUGAAACUACAACACAGAAUCAACGAGAAAGUUCUUCUGUCGCAAUUGCUCUAUCAUAAAACCAAGGAAAUAAAUGAUGAAGUGAGACGACAAAGCCAGGCAAGGAGAGUCGACCAUAAAAAGCAUCCUAAAGCACAUAUCGGCUCUGAUGCGUUCAUUCCUACGACAGGACCCCUUGUAGAUAUGUAUGGCCCAGGGACGGUAUUCCACAGAAUACGACAACGGGAACACUCAAAGCAGGCCAAACUAAAGAAAGACAGGGAGAGCGGACACAAUUAAAACCAGGGGCAAAAAUAGUGAUCAGACCGAAAAGAAAAGUAAAGUUAAAAACAUGAACACUUCCGGCUAUGUCAACAAAUGAAUGAAUCACUCUUACAAUGGAAGGCGAUUGUAGCUGCGCUUUGGAUAACACCAAUCAACGUGAACAGUGCCAUAUCAGACAUGACUAAUAGUACCCAUGCAAUCUAUAUUGAUUUGUCAGCAAAAAUAACAAAAUCAUAGCAGUGUAGUCGUUAAUCUUUUAUGAGCUACGUAAUUUCCAGUUCCUUCGAAACUAUAUUUAACAUGUAUAUUAUGAAAUAAAUAAGACAAGUAUAAU
Molecule: messenger RNA, 2320 nt
Organism: Owenia fusiformis
Lineage: Eukaryota; Metazoa; Annelida; Polychaeta; Sabellida; Oweniidae
Source: the annotation of a GenBank genome assembly